Molecule: messenger RNA, 1146 nt
Organism: Diachasma alloeum
Lineage: Eukaryota; Metazoa; Arthropoda; Insecta; Hymenoptera; Braconidae
Exons: 2
Coding region: 1-1146 (381 amino acids)
Biological process (GO): DNA recombination; DNA integration
Molecular function (GO): DNA binding
Source: RefSeq, a predicted model, not a curated record
AUGAAAGAGAAAAAUUUAACCCGAGUAUCAGAAACUGUAUUGCUUGCAUAUUUCAUGGAAUUAUCAGAGAAAUAUGUUCCGAGCACCUUGUGGGCUACGUAUUCGAUGUUGAAAUCGACUCUGAAAACUUACGAUAACUUCGAUAUUUAUCCCUUUACACAACUGUUGGCUUUCCUCAAACAAAGAGGCAAGAAACAUCAAAAGAAAAAGUCAAAGGAUUUGACUGAACAACAGGUCUACCAGUUUCUCACUUUUGCGCCAGACCAUAAAUGGUUAGCCGUCAAGGUAGCAUUAAUAUUUGGAAUAAAUGGUGCUUGCCGACAUCAAGAAUUACACGAUAUAAAAAUGCAAAUGCUACAGGAUGAGGGAAAUUAUUUGCACGUGACUCUCUCGGCUGAAAUAACCAAAAAUUUCCAAGGAAGAACAUUCUCUGUCACUGGGAGGUGGUACACUAUUGUAAAAAAAUACUUGAACGCUCGACCACAAAAUUGCACACUGGAUAGUAUUUUUUUGACUUUUCGCGAUGGGAAGUGCACCAAUUCAGCGAUGGGAAUAAAUGCACUGGGUGCAGUUCCAAGGAACAUUGCAACUUAUUUGAAACUCCCCGAUGCGGAUAAGUAUAUAGGACAUGCUCUCCGUCGAUCCUCUGCAACCAUUUAUUGCAAUGCUGGGGGAAUAUUACUUGGCUUGAAAGAUCUUGGCGGAUGGAAAUCUGACACAGUCGCUCAGUCUUAUCGCGCAGAGUCUCUACACAAUAAAAAAAAUACCUGCAAUAUGAUUACAAAUGCUGUUAUGACUGCGGGAGGUGCGCUUCCUCAGCCUUCAUCAUCCCAUAUUGACAAUAUGGAAAAUAAACAAAAUUGUGGAGAGUUGACUGCAGGAAUUAAAAUAUUGAAUCAGCAGAGAGUUCUACAACCUUCAAAGACAAAUAUCAAUGUUUUGCAAGAUCACAAGAGUUCAUCUAAACCGGUGAGAAAUCACCCAACAAAUGAUGCGACAGAGCCAUCAACGCCAAAGAAUUCAAAUGAUCAAAAUAAGGAGAACUCAAAUUCGAAUAUGGUACAAAGCUUAGAUUUAGUUAAAAACGUCACUCUCAACUUCAACAAUUGUUCUUAUAUUACAAUUAAUAUUAAAAAGCAAGAUUGA